UUUGUCCACGGGGUCAGGACUCCUCUCGAGUUUCACUGCACAAUCACCUUCUUCCUCCCGAACGCGCAGAGACCUUUAUUUUGAAAUGAACUUUUCCCAGACGCUCGCGUGGAGCUACGCGUUCCCGGGAGAGGCGGAGGAGGAGAAGAAGGAGGAGGAGAAGGAGGAGAAGGAGGAAUGCUGGGUUCACCACAGUCUGCAGAUCAAUGUGCUCUGUGCAGCAGACAACCUGACCGAGUAUUGAUCUGUGCUGCUCUCACCUGUGACACUUUGUUAACCUCCGAGAACCUAAAAGCGGCGUCUCUUCGUCAGCUGCCGGCGGAUUUUCAAACUAAAGCCGCGAGUGUCCCGCGGCUGCAGCUUCAGGACCAGCGGCUGUCCAGCGGCUGUCCGGCGGUGUGCAGAGAUGUGGCAGCGAUAGAUGAGCGGGUCACAGAGGCUGCAGAGGAGAGGACCAUGGCCUGGCGAGUGUGGUCAAAGCUCUGCUGUGGCCAGAAAUGGCUGCUCCUCCUGUGCCCCCUCUUCCUCCUCCUCCUCACAAUCUCUGUAAUGACGAUCACUCUACCUCUCCCCACACCGCCGGUGGACAUUGACCGCCGGUCAUCCCGUGUCCUGAGCUCUGCUGGGGAGCUCAGAUCCAGGCCCAGGGCUGUGGAGCCCCCUCCAGCCACCAUCUUUCAGCAGCCAUCCACUCACAUCCAUAAUGAGGCCCGGAGAAGCAGCAGAGGAAAAGAGGCAUCUAAACUGUCUGUGCACCAUAUACCACCGGGCAAUGACAAAAACAGCAUCAACAGAGCGCAAGAGGAAAGUCACACAGACUUAGACAGAAAUAAACACAAAAACAAAGCGAUGGCAGGCGCCAUGCAGCACCCAGCCAGUCACCAUCAUCUCCCACAGUUUAUAGUCAACAACGCACGGCCAAGGCAUAGAAUUAAGCCCAGCAACCACAAUGCUGUGGUAAAGCACAGUGCUCAGACAAACAUUCAUCUUGAAAGGGGCAAAUCCACCACAGCACAUAUCCCUGCUCAGGCAGAUAUCCUAAUGAGUGAGAGACGGGCUGCAGGCAGACAGGCGGGCAGAUGGGAGGGUAAACACACAGACAGGAAUACAGACACGCAAAUACAUGGCAGCCAUACAAGUGCAAAGUUAGCCGAACAUCACCAGACCCUGGGUAAACACAGACAGGCAACAACGCACGUGGGGAAAUCUGAUAAAAUCUAUGAAGAGCAGCAGGCUGUGAAAAAGCCCUCCAGGGAUCUAAAAAAACACUACAAUCUGUCCGAGGAUCCCCCUGUGAGGAAGAAUCCAAGGUCAUUGGACCAUAGAAAAGCUUCGUCCAAAGCUGAGGCAGCCUUAAAGGCAGAUGACAGCAGCUGGUGCCAGACUUUUUCAGAGCAGGACUUCCCAGACAGUGACCACAGGAGGGUCAGGAUUAGUCCACAGCCUCUUCCCUGGCUCAGCCCUGACGACAUCCAGAAGAUGGAGCUCCUUGCCGGGGGGGAAGUGGUCAGUAAGGCCAGGGUGCCUGGACAUGGACAGGUUCUCCAAGUGGCUCUGGAACAGCUUGUACACCAGAAGGAGCCAUCACAGAUGAGAGAGUCUCCUCAGCAUGGACACGGGCAGAGAAAUCCAGAAAGCCACAGUGACCGCUGCCAGCAGGGGCGCUGUUGCCUAAUCAAACGCACUGAUGACUGGUUCGAGGUCUUUGCCUUCCACCUGGACAGAGUGCUGGGACUCAACAGGAGCCUCCCUGCAGUGCUGAGGACUUUCACCAGUGACAUUCUACCAUAUCGCUACAUCAGGGGACCCCCCAGGCCGGUACUGUGGUGGGACCCAGAUAUUCAGCACCUCACCGAUACAGACAAUGACCAGAACUCAGUACCACUCAGCUGGGUUCAGUACCAGAAACUGCUGCUGCUGCACUGUGGGAGUGACACUGACCUGAGGUCUACGCCCUGUGUGGGAGUCCACCACUUAGAGUGGGGAAGACUGGCUCUUUUUGACUUUUUAUUACAGGUAAACGACCGUCUGGACAGGUACUGCUGUGGUUUCACACCUGAUUCCACAGAAGUCUGCGUGGAGAACCUGCUGCACACAAAGUGUCGCCACACCAAGGAGCUGCAGCUGGUUCACAUCCUGGUGAGGAAGGCAGAUCCCUCCAGACUGGUGUUCAUAGACAACGCCGGCAGACCACAGCAGUCCACCAACAACCUCAACUUUAGGCUAGUGGAAGGGAUUGAUGAGUUUCCAGAAAAAGCUGUGUCGCUGCUACAGUCUGGCUGCCUGGAGAGUCUCCUUCUACGCUCCCUUUACACGGACAGGGAAUUCUGGGACAGGCAAGGUGGGGUCAGUGGCCUCAGGCCUCUCGUCCACAUGGUGCAGCAGAGAGGGAAGAUCCUCCUCCAGCACAUCAGGGACAGAAAGCUCCAGCUAAAGAGGGACCUGUGAGCAAGAGCUUCACACAGUCGUCAGGUUGAUGAGCUCAAGUGGAUCAAACAAGAUCCUUCCGCAGCGAAAGAAGCAAACUUGACUCAGCUCAUCCAAGAGCCCCUUGGACAAGUUGGGAUGUUAAAAAACAAAUGUGGGGUUACAUACAAUACAAGUGUACAGGUGCAGGCUUUAGCUGUUGUGUAAAAGCCAAAGAUGAGGGCAUUUGUUAUCAGUGGUACUGAAGGCCAUUUAUGAUCUCAACCCACUGCUUUCCUCUGGUGCUAUUUUGUUUGCUAUGUUCAUUAUCCCCUAUUAUUUCUGUCAGCAGGCUGGUGUCAGAUCUCUCUCUGUGCAUCUAUAAAAGAACAGUGACAUCUACUGCUUGACUUCUCAAACAUUUGAUUGGCCAUUUGUAACAGUUUCUUAGCAGACACAUCAAAUAAAAAAUGAUUUUUGUCAAACUCUACCCAGAGGUGGCCAGUGAGGCCUUUUUACAUUAACAAAUUCGUUUUUCACUUUCAAUUAAACCAUCAAGUCUGCAGCCGAAGCCUAAAUAAAAGGAUCACUGGUCUUUUAUUGUCUUAAAUAAGUCAUCUACAUUUAUUAUUACAGUGUCUCAUAGGAAUCAGUCUGCAGUCAUAAAGGAUAAUAGCUGUUUAAUAAACCAUCCUCUGCUGCACAAGUUGUCAGAGAUCACAUGUUUUAUUAGAGGAGAAUAAUGGACUAAUAAUAGACUCUUCCUCCUGCUGAGAACAAACACCAUCCAUUCGAUUAUGGCAGAAUUGAUUUGUAAAGAAUUGAUAGAUCAUUUAUUAACCAUCAAUAAAGCUGUUAGUUGCCGAUAUGAGCCCUUUAAAAAGAGUGCCUUAUGAGAAAGUGGUACUAAUAUUACAGCUAUGCAGAUCUGGAUUGUGUGGCAGAAAAGACGUGACUACAAAUUACAGUGAAGUCACAAAACCUUUACAGUAUUUUAAAAUUGUGCACACGAUGAAUAAUAUGAUUCCACCGUGGAAACACAAUCAAACUAAAGGUGUGUCUGUGUGUAUUUGUCGUGUUUAUUUGGCAUAAAGCUAAAUAUAUACACAGGCUCUCUUUCACGCUAAUCUUUCAGUCAUCUGUACAAAAUGAAAUAACCCUGCAGCUCUGUCUGUUGCUACGAGAUGCUUGUCACCCCCUUUUUUCUUUCAGCCCUUCCAUCUACUCUCGGUAGCAUCUCACCAAAUGUUCCCUCACAGCAGGGAAAUAAAUGUGAGACGAAUUAUUCCCCCACUACUCCGUGUGCUGUCUUUUUUUUUUUUAAAGCAAUUCAGGGUAGAGAACCAUCUUUUUUCUGUUUUGAUAUUUUCCAGAGAGCUAGCAGCAGAUUGAUGUGGAUUGAUUUGGAUGUCUGUUUUGUGAGAUAAGCUUCUCUGCUUUUAAUCGAGGGAUUAAGAAUGGCUCUCGGCGAAAAGCUUCUGGACCGGAUCCUGGAAGCCUUUUGAUAAAACUGGGCCUUUACAUAUAUAUUUUUUAUCGAAAUAUUUUUUCCACAAAGUUGCCGCCGCACAGUGUUGCAACAGCAGCGCAUAGAAGCGAAAGAUGAAAGAAAAAAAUAUAAUUAAACUCAAAUGUCUUUAGGGAAAGACAAGAGCUGAGGCUUUUUACGUCUGAGCGACACAUUUCUUUUUUGGGUCUUGUGAAAUGCACAGACGAAUACCCGACGAAUUAUUAUUCCACACGUAUUGGUGGUUCAUGCAUUAAUGACAUUUUCCAUGGCCCCCUCUUUCAUCACUGAAUAAAUGGCUCUAAUGAGAAA
This is a messenger RNA of Platichthys flesus (European flounder), 4225 nucleotides long. It is a transcript of the gene gask1a, whose product is annotated as golgi associated kinase 1A. NCBI's taxonomy places the organism in Eukaryota, Metazoa, Chordata, Actinopteri, Pleuronectiformes, Pleuronectidae. The transcript has 6 exons. The coding region runs from base 178 to 2448 and encodes 756 amino acids. The record is from RefSeq and is a predicted model, not a curated record. Gene Ontology annotation, cellular component: Golgi apparatus.